UUGCGAUCUGGCAGUCUUGAUUCUCUCUGGAGCGUCCACGAGCUCUCAUCCACGGCGUCGGGCAUGCCGGAGGAGCCGAAGAAUUCCGCGUUGAAGGUCACCGUGCCGAGGGUGGAGGUGCGGAGCACGCGAAGCACGGUUUUGGAGUGGGCACGCUUGCAGGAUGGCUCGGGUUCCGGUGGUGACCCGCCGGACCUUCACCUCCUUGCUCUCUCUUUCUCUCUCCUCGAAGUCCAGCGGUGUGGCCACGUGGAAAACGUCGUCGCAGCCGUCGGUGUCGAUACCACUGGAUCUGCCGAUGACAUCGCCGCUGCCCAGGAAAUGAGAAGUAUCCGGAAGAACUCGGAUGACGUGAAGUUGUAA
This is a messenger RNA of Striga asiatica, 363 nucleotides long. NCBI's taxonomy places the organism in Eukaryota, Viridiplantae, Streptophyta, Magnoliopsida, Lamiales, Orobanchaceae. The record is from the annotation of a GenBank genome assembly.